Messenger RNA from Drosophila willistoni, 2321 nucleotides. RefSeq names its product alpha-2A adrenergic receptor. The transcript is spliced from 4 exons. Gene Ontology annotation, biological process: G protein-coupled receptor signaling pathway. Gene Ontology annotation, cellular component: membrane. The coding region runs from base 137 to 1891 and encodes 584 amino acids. NCBI's taxonomy places the organism in Eukaryota, Metazoa, Arthropoda, Insecta, Diptera, Drosophilidae. The record is from RefSeq and is a predicted model, not a curated record. Gene Ontology annotation, molecular function: G protein-coupled receptor activity.
GCAGCACCUUUUAGUAUGAAAUGAGUCGGCCAGAUAAACGCAUCAUCAUAAUCGAAGACAUCGACAUCGAAGAUCGUCAAAUACGAUUGCGGCAAGACGCGGUGCAGUCACUGGAAGUGGUUCAUCAAUCGAAGCAAUGAAUAGCAACAAUUUGCAGGAAUGGUGGGAGAAUACAUAUCGACGUCACAAUAAUAACGGCAUCGAUACCACUGAGCUAUAUUACUCACUGCUCGAACAAAACAAUUAUGGCGGUAAUGGCGCAACUGUACCUGCAAAUAUCGGCGUCGCUGGAGGUGGAGGAUCGUCGUCAUCAUCAUCAUCAUCAUCGCAUGACUUCGAUUACGAUAACUAUGGCAAUUUCAGUUUAAACAAUCCUUAUGAUCUGGACGCUGCUGGCGGCGAUACGGAAAAUGCCAUAUCCUCAUUUACCCUACUCAUGCUUGCCAUUAGCUAUGGCCUUGUGGUCUUUGGCGGUGUUGUGGGCAACUCCACGCUAGUUCUCACAUUGUGCUCGGCAUCGUCGGUCCGUUUGCGGAAUCCUUUGCUCCUGGCCGUUUGCAUUGCAGAUUUACUGGUUACGGGUAUAUCAGCUCCAGUAACACUCUUGAAUUUGGCCAUGAAUCAAAGGACUAGAUCGCUUCCUCUACUAUUGUGCAAGCUCAUACACUACAUUCAGGUAAUGCCGGUGGCGGCCAGCACCAUUUCAUUUUUCAUGUUGUCGUUGGAUCGUUAUGCCACCGUUAAACAUCCCCGAUUGGCGCAACUGCGUCAGCGACGAUAUCUUCAUGUUUCCUUGGCCAUGCUCUCUUGGCUGGCAUCGGCUGCCAUUAGUACACCAUUUUUGUUUGCCUACAAGAUCAUAGCCAAAUCGGUCAUCAUAAAGGGAGCAACUGGAGGUGCUCUCAAUGGCGGUUCCACAAAUACAACACCACCGAAUCCAGUCAGCAUUAGUUGUACAUCUGAUCUUGGUGCCAAUGCCAUGUUCAUGUCAUUUAUCAUCUUUCACACGAUUGCGGUGUUUGUGUUGCCAGGACUGGGUGUCCUCCUGAAUCAUUAUGGAGUGCGCCGUAAACUAUGCGCCCUAUCAUUGACAGCUCGAGCAGCGCAUGGAGAAUUGCCACUGCCCAUGCCCAUACUGAGACGACAGACUCAUAUGGUUAUUGUGACGGGCUGCGCGAAUGCCCAACAGGCCGCCUGUGGUGGAGCCACCACCGCCGAUGAGACGUCCAAUGGCAAUGGAAAUGGCGGAGGAGGAGGUCCAAUUGCUGUCAGUCCUGGAGAUAUACAAUUACACAAUCUACAGACACGAUUGCCGGGAUCGGGAACAGCCUUGGAACCGGGCUCAUAUCGUUCUAGCAAUCCCAUAUCACCGAGAGCCAUGCGUGAGAUACGUGCCCAUUCGCAACGGCAACGAAUUCAUCGAUCUGGCGGCGGAGGUCGUGGCCCAGCCACUCCUGGGAUACCAUUGCCGCAGACCUCGACGUUGCGUUCGCGACGCCAUUUGGCCAACAUGUUAAUAGCAUCUGCCUUAAUUUUCAUCGUUUGCUGGGCGCCGCAUGUCUUUUGCAUAUUCUAUAAGAAUUUUGGUUAUAAGCAAUAUUGCAGCAAGUCUUCAGUCUACUUUAGUCUGUUGUUGGGCUAUUUCUAUUCGGCCAUUAGUCCGGUCAUCUAUUGGGCGCUAAAUCAUAAUUCGCUUCGACAAUCGCCGUGUGCGCCCAUUAUACGCCUACGCUCCAUGCAAAAUUUCCUGCGAUCGCGCUUUCGCUCGCAUACAGUGCCGCCGCCCCCCUCGUCCACAAAUGAGGCGGCUUUGGGGGCUUUCAAUCCAAAAUUGAUAAAGCUAACACCGAAACAGUAUAGAGCUCAGGCUUCUUCGCAUUAUCUCUACUAGUGUGAUACUAAACUAAACAGAAAAUUGAUAUACAUAUAUACAUACAUACUAUAUUACUAUAUAUAUAUACAUACAUACAUAUAUUUUUUACUUACCAAACAGCCCCUAUCCUCUUUUUAAACUUUCCCUCUCUCUCUCUCUCUAUCUGUCUAUCUCUAUCCCUUCGGUAACUUUCUCACAUUUUCACCGCCCUUUCGACUUUCAACUAUCUAGAUGUUCUUUAUGCAAAAAAAUUAGUUGUAAAAAGAAACACAAAAUGAUAACACAACAAAUUUCGGCUAACCGAAUUUUCUAUAGUAUAGUAUAUAACCUAGGAGUUGUUUUUCAAAAUCCCUUAAAACUAUCGAUUUACUUUCUGAAAACAAAUCUACAAGUCUACAAUUCUACUAAAAUUCUGUAGGAAACCAUACUAAAUAGUAGUUCUCAAUUU